Messenger RNA from Nomascus leucogenys (northern white-cheeked gibbon), 4163 nucleotides. RefSeq names its product eva-1 homolog C (gene EVA1C). NCBI's taxonomy places the organism in Eukaryota, Metazoa, Chordata, Mammalia, Primates, Hylobatidae. Gene Ontology annotation, cellular component: extracellular region. Gene Ontology annotation, molecular function: carbohydrate binding; heparin binding. The record is from RefSeq and is a predicted model, not a curated record.
GGCCACAUUCCAUAUUUUGUUUAUCCAUUCAUGAGCUGAGGUUGUUCCAUCUGUCAGCUCUUCUAAAUAAUGCUGCAAGGAAUAUUGGUGCAUAAGUAUCUGUUUGAGUCUCUGCUUUCAGUUAUUUGGCAUAUGUACUUCCAGGGCCUGCUUUUGACUCCUCCAGUGCAUUUGCACUCAGCAGCUGAGAAGGACUUUUUACCAACACACAUCCAAUCACAUCACUUUCGUACUUACAGUUCUUUGCUGGCUUAAGAUAAAAGACGGAAAUGCUCACCAAAGUCUCCAGGGCCCUGAGCUCUGGCCUGCCGACCUCCAAGUCCCCUGGCUCUUCCCUUUGCUCUGCUCCAGCUGUCUAGACUUUUCUCCAUCCUUCAAGACAGCCAUGCUCCUUUUGGAUUUCAACAUGCUGGUCCCUUUUUCUAAAAUGUUCAUCCUCCCGCAACACCCGGGUUUUGCUAGUUUUUGCUUGGCCAGUUCAUCCUCUAUCUUUCUCAUCCAUCUUGCCUUAAAAUGCUCCUGAAUGUCUCCCUUCCUCCCUCCGGCUCAGCUCCUUCAUUCCUCGCUUCUGCUCCCGUGGUUCCUGUCUUUCGUGACUGUCCGUUCACAGGGGAUUAUUUUCCAAUGUCUGUCUUUCCUGCUGUAAUAAUAACUGUACGCAUUCAUCCACUGGAGUUGCUUCCAUCUUUUGGCCGUCAUAAAUAAUGCUGCAAUGAAUACUGGUGUGCAAGUAUGUUUGAGUCUCUGCUUUACCAGAUAAGAAAGCCUGGGGAUGCUGUCACAGUAACAGUGCCCACUUAGACAUUUGGAACCCAGUGCAGACCCACAGGGCAGUGCUGCCCACUCCCAGGACUCGGGAGCAUGGCUGCCUCCCUGUGCCAACACUGUUAGUCACUAGCACAGAACCUGGCACACGUUGGUACCAAUUCAUAUCUAAACUCGAUGAAUGAACAGACAGAAUGGAAAGUACAGGAGGGACCCGAGUUUUGAACAAACAUUACUUACCCUGUGGCUCCUAGUGCUGGGCAUCCUUACCCACACUCCCAGCCUGUUUCCCUAACCUAGAGAGCGCACACUAAUAUUUAUGUUCAAAAGUUAUUGGGGAGGUUGAGUUUUUAUUUAAUAUUUUAAUGUAGAUUUUAAAAAUCAUUAUGCCAGACAGACUGGGCCUCACUUGAUAAACACUGAUGUUUAGCAUUUAACACACCUUUCCCCAGACUGGAAGAAGGGGCCAAGAUCCCAAUUCGGUGACCCAGCCCCCGCUGGAGUACUGGGUGGUACCUAAUGCCAUCCACCCUUCCGGGAUCUUUACGGCCCACCUCUGAGUGGGUCCCACGGGGACCCUCAGCCGCAUUUUCUUCCUGCAGGCGUCCCUGCACACUCUGGGGCGUUCGCAGCUCUGUAGCCCGCCCAGCAGUGCGUCCGGCCCCGCCCUGGGCCUCAUUAUCCACGUUUCCGCGUCACGCCCGCCGCGAACUUGGCAGGCCCUCCCGCGGGGUUCGGGAACACUGUGUGCCUAGCGCCCGCCCUCCUCCCUCCCGCCGGCCCCGCGCGGCCCGUAGGGUUUGGGUCGCCGGACCCCAGGUACCCGCACCCGGCAAGCAGCCACGGAGCCCCUCGCGCACUUGUCCUCGAUACCCUUGAGUUGGGGCUACGCAGGCCACUCCUAGGCCACUGGCUCGGCGUCCAAACGUGGGUCACCCCGCGCACAGUCUAGAGGUUCAGAAAGAUGCUGUGGCCCACUUUAAAACAAAGCCCAAUUAUUAGCGCUCGGAGGCUGUUCGCGCCGGUGCAGUGUCAGAUCCCCCAGCGCUGCGGACAACCAGUACCCAAAGGAAGCCGAGCUGGAGCUAAAGAUCCCGGCUCCGGAGCCAUCUGACCGGUUUUGAGACCUCCAGCUCGUCGCCGUCCUGGCCGAGAGAGCUUGGGCACGGCGCCGGGGCUCAGUCUCCUCUUCUGUGAAAUGGCGAUAACUGUAUGUGCCAGGUGACUGCACGUGGCGCGCGGCGGGUGGCGGGGAUGGCAGCGGUGCGAUCCCACGCCUCCAGGACCCCACCUUCCCGCGGCCCCCGAUGGGCCCCGCCCCGGGGGCGCCCCAGCCGCACGCGCGGCGCUGGCUACAAAGUGCGUCACGGGCACCGGCCGCGCUCCUUCUGCCGCCAGGGCGAGGCUGGCACCCGGCCAGCGCGGGCAGGGCCACGGGUGCCCGGCUGUUUCCCGGGAGUGGAAGGCGCUCAAGGUGCGCGGCCCAGGACGCGCUACUGGGGGCGCCCUCCGCGGCGGGCAGCGCGCCAGGGAUCGGCCUGGGCAGCCGCGGGGCGCGCGAAGGCUGCGCUUUCCCUACUGCCCCCCUCGCUUCCUCCGGCACGGCGGCAGCGGAGAUUUCCUCUCGGGGAAACUACGCGGAUCCUUUUCGGGGAUCCUCGCCCCGCCCCAGUUCUCCGCCCCCUCCCCUUUGCUGGGGCGCCUGGGCUGGCCCGCGCAGGGGAGGAGGCUCUGGCAGCCUGCGCAGGGAGGCGGUGGGGGGCCGCGGAGCCGCUGGCCAUCGAUUCUCCCCGCCAUGUGACGCCGUCCUUAGCCCUGCGACCCCCAGCGCGUCCCGGGCCUGCGCCCCCGCCCCGCCCCGCCGCGCAGCGCACCAUGCUUCUGCCGGGACCCGCACGCCAGCCGCCGACGCCCCAGCCCGCGCAGCAUCCCGGCCUCCGCCGGCAGGUAGAACCGCCGGGGCAGCUCCUGCGCCUCUUCUACUGCACUGUCCUGGUCUGCUCCAAAGAGAUCUCAGCGCUCACCGACUUCUCUGGUUACCUAACCAAACUCCUGCAAAACCACACCACCUAUGCCUGUGAUGGGGACUAUUUGAAUCUACAGUGCCCUCGGCAUUCUACGAUAAGUGUCCAAUCGGCAUUUUAUGGGCAAGAUUACCAAAUGUGUAGUUCCCAGAAGCCUGCCUCCCAGAGGGAAGACAGCUUAACCUGUGUGGCAGCCACCACCUUCCAGAAGGUGCUGGACGAAUGCCAGAACCAGCGGGCCUGCCACCUCCUGGUCAAUAGCCGUGUUUUUGGACCUGACCUUUGUCCAGGAAGCAGUAAAUACCUCCUGGUCUCCUUUAAAUGCCAACCUAAUGAAUUAAAAAACAAAACCGUGUGUGAAGACCAGGAGCUGAAACUGCACUGCCAUGAAUCCAAGUUCCUCAACAUCUACUCUGCGAUCUACGGCAGGAGGACCCAGGAAAGGGACAUCUGCUCCUCCGAGGCAGAGUGGCUCCCCCCUUUCGAUUGCUUGUCUUACUCAGCUUUGCAAGUCCUAUCCCGAAGGUGCUAUGGGAAGCAGAGAUGCAAAAUCAUCGUCAACAAUCACCAUUUUGGAAGCCCCUGUUUGCCAGGCGUGAAAAAAUACCUCACUGUGACCUACGCAUGUGUUCCCAAGAACAUACUCACAGCGAUUGAUCCAGCCAUUGCUAAUCUAAAACCUUCUUUGAAGCAGAAAGAUGGUGAAUAUGGUAUAAACUUCGACCCAAGCGGAUCGAAGGUUCUGAGGAAAGACGGAAUUCUUGUUAGCAACUCUCUGGCAGCCUUUGCUUACAUUAGAGCCCACCCGGAGAGAGCUGCCCUGCUGUUCGUGUCCAGUGUCUGCAUCGGCCUGGCCCUCACAUUGUGCGCCCUGGUCAUCAGAGAGUCCUGUGCCAAGGACUUCCACGACUUGCAGCUGGGGAGGGAGCAGCUGGUGCCAGGAAGUGACAAGGUCGAGGAGGACAGCGAGGAUGAAGAAGAGGAGGAGGACUCCUCUGAGUCUGAUUUCCCAGGGGAACUGUCGGGGUUCUGUAGGACUUCAUAUCCUGUCUACAGUUCCAUAGAAGCUGCAGAGCUCGCAGAAAGGAUUGAGCGCAGGGAGCAAAUCAUUCAGGAAAUAUGGAUGAACAGUGGUUUGGACACCUCACUCCCGAGAAACAUGGGCCAGUUCUACUGAAAACCACACGCAUCUUGAUGCGAUCGCACUUUCUGAAGAAGGAAGGAUCCCAAAUGCCCCUCCAGUUCUGGUUCACCUGUACCUUCUAUGAAGGAGAAUUUGUCAUGUCAUUCAACACUCGUGAGGCCAGGAAGCUAUUAAAGGGAUGUUUCAAGCUGUUUCUAGCACAUUCCAAAAUAAAUGAGGAGGGAAGAGUC